AUGGGAUUUAAAUUCGCAGCAGCGGCGCUCGCGGCGCUGCUGGCGGCGCUGCUGGCGCUCCGCCUCGAUCCGGGUGUCACUACAGCUCCCAUGCAAUUCAAACUCCCCAGAGACCCCGACGGAACAAUCACAAAAGUGGAGGGAGUGGAGCGCAUCACCUUCUCAGUGCUGUCCCACGGCAAGCGCCUCCACUGCUGGCUCUUCGUCGCCCCCCAGCCCCUCGCGCAGCCGCCGCCCGUUGUCGUUGCUGCUUACGGCUUGGGCGUCCAGAAGGACAUAGCGAUGGUGCCGCUGGCGCUGGCGCUGGCGCGGGAAGGGUUUGCUGCAGUGCUGUUUGACUACAGACACUGGGGAGUCUCCGAGGGCCUCCCAAGACAUGCUGCAGCGCCGCAGCAGCAAGUGGAAGACUUGACAGCUUUGCUGCUGCACUUGGGGGCCCCGGGGCCCCUCAGCAGCAAACUGGACAGCAGCAGAAUGGCCCUCUACGGGGCCUCGCUCGGCGGCGGCGUCGUCUUGGCUGCUGCAGCAAAACUCUGCAGACACAAACACCCCCUCAGCAGCAGCAUCAAAGCUGUUGUUGCUGCUAUUCCCUUCGUCAGCGGCAGCAAAACCCGCAGCAAGACCCUUCAGGAGCGCGGGCUGCUGGAGACGGCGCGCGUGGGCCUGGCGGUGGUGCAGGACCUGGUGUGGAGUGUCUUUACAGCUGAGAGCGCGGUGUACAUCCCGCUCGCGCGCAGCAGCAGCAGCAGCAGCAGCAGCAGCAGCAGCAGCAGCAGCAGCAGCGGCAUCAGCGCGCUGCAGCUGGAAAGCCAAGAACACCACAUUUGGGCCUCGCGAACGCCCCUGGAAGGCCAAGUGGUCGACGGGGCCUGGGAGAACAAACUGGCGGCGAGAUCGCUGUUUUGGCUGUCGCAGUUCGAGGUCGAAGACUUGGCCGCCGAAUUCCUCUCAGUUCCCACCCUGCUGCUCGCGGGGUCCGCAGACACCGUGUGCCCCAUCGAGGCCAUUCGAGAUCUGGUGUCUAGACACCGCAAGCAGCAAAGCAGCAGCAAGCAGCAAAGCAGCAGCAAAAUGCUUUUGAAAGAAUUCCCCUUAAGGCACUUCGACUUCCUCACGCAGCAGAACUUCCCCAUCCUCGUCAGCAACACUGUGCAGUUCAUCAAGGAACAGAUCUGA
This is a messenger RNA of Eimeria necatrix, 1176 nucleotides long. RefSeq lists its product as hypothetical. The transcript is spliced from 5 exons. Bases 1 to 1176 code for a protein of 391 amino acids. Lineage: Eukaryota; Apicomplexa; Conoidasida; Eucoccidiorida; Eimeriidae. The record is from RefSeq and is a predicted model, not a curated record.